CGCGGCCACCGCGCCCGGUGCUGGGCACGGGGGGGGAUCGGGGCUCCUUCCUCUGCUUCCCUCAGCUUCCUCACCUGCGCCGCGGUGGAGGCAGGAUCCGGCCUGCCCGGGACGGCGCUGAGCACCACAUGAGUGUCGGAGCAGCAUGGCCAGCGACGCGAGGAUGGGGGAGACCCCGGCGCGGUGGAGAAGAGCCCCGGAGGCCGCGCAGGACUCCCGGGGGAUGGAGAGCAGCGGGAUGCUUUUAUCCCGAAGCGCCGCUGCCGAGCUGGGACUCGCGGGCUACCCGGAGCCCGGCAAGCUGAGCUACGCCGUGGAGAAAGGAUGUCCCUGGAGGGGCUCCGAGGGAUGCCUGGGGCCCGUCCGGGAGCUCGCCGCUGGCCGCCUGGGCUGUCCCUACGCCCCGGCCCCGCCGUGCCUGAGCCGCCCCAAGGACGGAGCCGAGCUGCCCCCGCUGCCGCCGCCCCGGAACGGGCAGCCCAAGGCGGGCUGGGGGGAGCCGGGCAAGGAGCGCCCGGGGCCGCGCUGGGCCGAGGCCGUGCUGGCCCCGCUGGCCCUCUACAGCCACGCGUACCAGCGCUACCCGCUGCCCGUGCCCGGGCUGGACACGCCGCGCCCCGGCACGGCCGGCAAGCCCCGCAGCGCGGCGGGGGACGCGGCCGGAGACCCCCCGGCCUUCCCGCACUGCCCCUUCCUCGUGGAGGCCAAGCACGGCCCCUUCCUCCUGUCCUCGCUGCUGCCCGCCGGGCCCCCGGCCGAGCCCCCGUUCGGCAGCGCGGGGGCCGAGGGGCCGGGCCCGGGGGGCGACGGGCGCUUCGCCGGCCUGGACUGGCCCUUGGGCUCCUACGCGCCCCCCUGGGGACAGCCCCUCUACCUGGGGGUCCCGCCGAGGUGCAAGGCGGCUCCGGCCCCCUUCGACGGCUGCUCCGGCUCAGGGAACAAGGAGUUUUACGCCAAGAAAGGACCCGGGUUCCACCCCUCGGCCAAGAACCACGCGGCGCCGCAGCUGCUGGGCAAGAGCCGAGCAGGGCACGACGGAGACGGGGAGGGGGAGCCGGCGGUGCCGGAGCUGCCGGGAGCCCCGUGGAGGGAUGGCCGGGCGGGGGGCAGCUCGGCGGUGCCCGCUCCCCAUCCCCGCACGCCUCCCCCCGGCGCCAGCCGCCCCCUGUUCCUGCUGCAGCCCGGCUCGGGGGGCUCGGGGGGCUGCGGGGGGCCCUGGGUGGGCGCGCGGCCCCACGCCGCCGAUUUUUCCAUGGACACGGGGCCGGGCCGGCCCUUGGAGCCCAAAGACGAGCGCCUGGGCUACCGAAGCGCCCAGCCCGGCUCGCCCCCGGCGUGCGGGGAGCCCCAUCCCUCGCACCCAGCGGCUCCGGCCAAGCCCGAGCCCUCCCCGGGCUGUCUGUGCCCCACGCCGGGCUGCGAUGGGUGCCCGGGGGUGCCCAACCUCUUCGAGCCCCCCCUGGGCAUGGCCGGGGGGCGCUUUCCGUGCCCCCCCAGCAACCACACCAAGCUGAAGAAGACGUGGCUGACGCGGCACUCGGAGCAGUCGCUGCCUCGCUCCAAAGCUCCCCGGCGGGACGGGGGUCCCGAGCCCCCCGGGGAGGGCAAGCGCUCGGCCAAACGCCCCCACGGCACCGCCGAGGGUCCCCGCCCCGCCGGAGAGGGCGCCGGGGCGGCCAAGAGGGGCACCAAGGCCACCGCGGGCACGGGUGAUGGCACGGAGAGCGCGGGGGACGCCGAGGAGAGGAGGAUGGAGCUGGGAGAGGAAGAGCUGCCGAGCCGUGCGGGGGAGCCGUGGUGCCUGCAGAGCCUGCCCUGCACGGCGCUGCCCCCCGGCAUCCCCCGCUGCUGUGCCUGCGCCCCCCGCGCCGGGGGGGACCCCGAGGGCGAGGAGGAGGAGGAGGAGCCCCCCGAGAGCCCCUGCAGGCUGCUGCACUUCCGCAGGCUCGCCCUGGGGGACAGCGGCGAGCUGAGCGUCGAUGGCCUCUGCAGCCUGCGGGAGGCCGAGGGCGAAGCGGCCGGCGCUGCCCCGGGGCUCAGGAGCGCGGGGAGCAGCCUCUGCCUGGCCAAGUACCUGCUGGGGGUCCUGGGGGACCCCUUCUGCGCCGCCGUCCGCAGCGACAGGGACACGUGGCCGGGAGCCCCCGGCGGGCCCGAGGGGGUGACGGGCUGGCGGCGGGGGGAAGGAGCCCCGCAGCUCUGUGACGCCUGCCAGCGUGGCUUCUUCAACUCCCACUGGAGCUGCGCCAGAUGUGGCUUCCAGCUGUGCCCCGAGUGCCACCGCAGCCGGCGGGAGGAGAGUGGCGCUGAGGGCCCGGCGCUGCCCCCGGAGUGUGCCCCCGGGCGGGACCACCACGUGUCAGCGCUGGUCCCCACGCAGUUCGUCCCCACCUGUGUCCUGACCCGGCUCUGGAAGCUCCUGCACGAGGUCAGGGCCAAGUUUGGCAUCGAGUCGCGCUGUCCCUGCGGGGCGGGGGCCGCGGAGCAGAGCCUGGCGGAGCCCCCGGGCAGGCAGGAGCCGCCGGGGGCCGCGGUGCCCGCCGUGCCCCCCCGCAGCCACGGCCCCGCCGACCCCGCCCGGCCCAUCAAGGAAGAGAGCCCCGAGGGGGGGCCGCCGUCCCCGGGGCAGCCCCCGGCGCGGGGGGGGGCGGUGCAGAGCACGACCCUCUGCGACCUGCUGGCCUCCACCGCCGUGAAGCUGUGCCUGGGCCAGGACGGCGUGCGCAUGGCCUUCGCCCCCGUGGCACCGGCGCUGCCCAGCGACAAUCGCCUGACCAGCAUCCUGGACAGCAUCAUCGCCCGCGUGGUGGAGAAGAAGAUCCAGGAGAGGCAGGCGGGGGCCGAGCUGAGCCCCCCCGGCUCCCCGGACCCCCCCGCAUCCCACUGCAUCCUGACCCCCAGCGGGCUGCUCUGGCUGCACGAGCCCGGCCACGCCAGCAACUACAAACUGUUCCAGGAGCACUGGAGGCAGGGCCAGCCUGUGCUGGUUUCAGGGCUGCAGAAGAGGCUGGAGCCGCGCCUGUGGGCGCCCGAAUCCUUCCAGCCCCCGGGGCAGGAGGAGGAGGAGGUGGAGGCCGUGAACCUGCGGGCACCGCGGAGCCGGGUCCGGAUGAGCAGCCGCCAGUUUUGGGAUGGCUUUGCCGCCAGCACAGCAUCCCCCGAGCAGGAGCAGGGCGGCGGGGACCCGCUGAAGCUGGAGCGUGCCCUUGGGGACACGGAGCUGAGCCGGGCCACCAACCUGCAGGCCAGCCUGCCCCUGCCCGAGUACUGCGGGGCCAGCGGCCGCCUCAACCUGGCCAGCUACCUGCGGGGCCGCCGGGGCCGGCGCUGGCUCCGCCCGCGCGUCUGCGUGGCCUACGGCGCGCAUCCGCAGCAGCAGAACUUCGGGACCAAACCCCUGACGGUGGAAGCGGCCGACUCCAUCACCGUCCUGGCGCACUCAGAGCCCGCUCCGCGGGGUACGGGGGGCGGUGCGGGCCCCCCCAGGCCCAGCCCCGCGCCCCGCGCCCCCCCUGAGCCCCGUGUCCCCGCAGAGCUGCCGCUGCCCGCGGGCGCGGAGGAGCUGGAGGCGGCGCAGCGGGCGCGGCUCGGCGCCGGGGCGCGGCCCGGGGCGCUCUGGCACAUCUUCCGCGCCGAGGAUGCCCCGCGGAUCCGCGAAUUCCUGCGCCGGGUGGGCGCCGGGGGUCCCGAGCCCGCUGCGGAGCCCAGCUCCGCUCUGCCCGGCACCGCACGGGAGCCGGGCCCGGACGGGGCGGCCCCGGCGGAGCCCCCCGGGCGCUACCUGGAGCCCGGGCUGCGGCGGCGGCUGCGGGACGAGUGCGGGGUGAGCGGCUGGAGCCUCCUGCAGCUGCCGGGGGACGCCGUGCUGGUCCCCGCCGGGGCUCCCCACCAGGUGCAGAGCCUCGGCGGCACCAUCAGCGUGGAGCAGCAAUUCCUGUCCCCGGAGAGCGCCGUGCGCCUCCGCCACCUCGGCACCGGCCCCGCCGGGACCCCGCGCCAGCUCCGCGCCCAGCUGGACGGGAUGAUGUUCGCCGCCGUGAGGGAGGCGCUGGGAGUCCUGCGGGGCUGCCAGUGAGGGCACGGAGCGACGGGAGGACACCGGGAGCGUCGGGCACGGGCACGGCCGGGGCACCGGGAGCCUCGGGCACGGCCGGGAUACCGGGAGCCUCGGGCACGGCCGGGGCACCGCGGGGAGCCGGCACCGGGC
Passer montanus (Eurasian tree sparrow) is the source of this 4207-nucleotide messenger RNA. It is a transcript of the gene HR, whose product is annotated as HR lysine demethylase and nuclear receptor corepressor. Gene Ontology annotation, biological process: regulation of transcription by RNA polymerase II. Gene Ontology annotation, cellular component: chromatin; histone deacetylase complex. The record is from RefSeq and is a predicted model, not a curated record. Bases 146 to 4075 code for a protein of 1309 amino acids. The transcript has 17 exons. NCBI's taxonomy places the organism in Eukaryota, Metazoa, Chordata, Aves, Passeriformes, Passeridae. Gene Ontology annotation, molecular function: chromatin DNA binding; histone H3K9 demethylase activity; transcription coregulator activity.